Cyphellophora europaea CBS 101466 is the source of this 1506-nucleotide messenger RNA. RefSeq lists its product as uncharacterized. Lineage: Eukaryota; Fungi; Ascomycota; Eurotiomycetes; Chaetothyriales; Cyphellophoraceae. Gene Ontology annotation, molecular function: polynucleotide 5'-hydroxyl-kinase activity. Gene Ontology annotation, cellular component: mRNA cleavage factor complex; nucleus. Gene Ontology annotation, biological process: tRNA splicing, via endonucleolytic cleavage and ligation. Bases 1 to 1506 code for a protein of 501 amino acids. The transcript is spliced from 2 exons. The record is from RefSeq and is a predicted model, not a curated record.
AUGUCGUUACCAGGCCUCGGGCUUACUGAGCCGGAAGAGGUAACCGAAGUCGAAACUGCCCAGCAUGACCUCGCCAAGGAGUCGGAAUGGAGGUUCGAGGUUGCUGUGGACAAAUACAUUCAGGUCAAGGUCCUGACAGGAUCUGCUGAAAUAUUCGGAACUGAGCUCGUCCUGGGAAACACCUACAACUUCACCAACACGAAAGCUGCAGUCUAUACUUGGGAAGGAUGCAGGCUCGAAGUCCGCGGCGACUCUCUCCAGAGCGAAUACAUUGCACGGGAAACACCGAUGCACGAAUAUGUCAACACCCACUUCGCCCUCGACGGUCUGCGCGACAAGGCUAAAGCCGGCUUUGGACCUGCUCCACGUCUACUCAUCCUGGGCUCUGACGACGCAGGCAAAACCACCCUCGCCAAAACACUGGUGGGAUAUGCGCUGCGAGCCGAUCGCUCUCCAGUCCUGAUCAAUCUCGAUCCCAAAGAAGGCGUCAUGAGUAUUCCAGGCACUCUGACAGCCACUACAUUCAAGACUCUCCUUGAUGUCGAGGAAGGAUGGGGUACUGCUCCAAUGAGCGGUCCUAAUGGCUCAAUACCUGUCAAGCUGCCCCUCGUCUACUACUACGGCCAUGACGAUCCCGCGCACAAAGAUGGAAAGUUCUACAAGUCUCAGAUCAGUCGACUCUCCCUAGCCGUAUCUGGUCGUAUAUCUCAGGAUGUCGAAGCUCGUGAUUCUGGCCUCAUCAUCGAUACUCCGGGCUCUCUGUCUGUCACCAAAAGCGGCAGCACAACCAACGCCGACAUUCUCACACACGUCAUCUCCGAGUUCUCCAUUGACUGCAUUGCGUGCCUUGGAUCAGAACGUCUCUACAACGACAUUGUUAAACGCUUCGAUGGCAAGCCUGUGACCAAUAGCUCAUCCACGAACGGAGGCCUUACACCCACCAUCUCGGUAGUCUCCCUCACCAAGUCUGGCGGCUGCGUAGACCGCGACGCUGCAUAUAUGACAGCCCUGCGCGCCGCCCAGAUCCGAACGUACUUCUACGGCAACCCCAAGCUGUCAAACGGCAUCAAUCUCCAGCCCCGCCAACAACAAGUCGACUUUUCAACCUUGUCCGUAUGGCAACGCAUCGGCUCCUUCGCCGCCGGCACCCUCGCCUCGACCGUAGCGACCGGCGAAGUCGACGAAUUCCUCCCGGGCGACUUCGUACCAGAAUCCUCCUUUACCACCGGUGGCGGCGUACCCCUCCCCUCGGGUCAAAUGUUCGAAAGAGUCACCGCGCCCCAGCCAGCGAUGCGCAGUUGUGUGUUGGCGCUUAUGCACGCCAAGCCCGAAGCGGAACAAGACGAGCUGCGUGACGCCGAGGUCUACGGGUUUCUCUACGUGACCGACGUAGACGAAGCCAGAGGCAAGAUCAGCGUCCUCAGCCCCAUGGUGGGCAGAGUCCCACCCAUGCCGUUGGCUGUCAUCUGGGCUGGCUGGCCGGAGGGCGUGCUCGGUAUGGUGUAG